AUUCGGAAAAAGAAAAGCCAUUACUCUGAAAGUAUAAAGCCCCCCGUAGUGCCCCAAUUGCUGCUCCCUCCCCCUUCUGAGAAACCAUCGAAGCUGUAGACUCUCUCAUUACCCACACUCAACCUCAUUUCCUCUCUUUUCUCUUAUUCAUCUUCACAAUGGCCGCCGUGCUCAACAACACAGCCAAGAGCUUCAAGGCUCUACACAAGCCUGGCUCCCCCGUCGUCCUGACCAAUGUCUACGAUCUACUAUCCGCACAGGCUGUCGCCGAGCUCCCUUCGUCCACCGCCCUCGCUACGGCAUCGUAUGCCGUUGCCCGCGCCGCCGGCACCGACGACGACUCGAUGGACCUCGAGACCAACCUUGCAGCCGUCAAGCUCAUUGCGAAAGCUGCCAAUGACGCCAACAAGCCCCUUACCGUCGAUAUCCAAGACGCCUACGGCACCCAGCUGGAAGAGGCCAUUAACAAGCUGAUUGAUCUCGGCGUUGUUGGUGUGAACCUUGAGGAUGUCGACAAGGAGACCCAGAAGCUCUACUCGCUCGAAGGCGCUGCCGACCGAGUCCGUCGUGUGCUGGCCGUGGCCAAGGCUCGCGAUGUGCCCGAUUUUGUCGUCAAUGCCCGCUGCGACGUGCUCGUUCACGGUGGCACCCUCGAAGAAACCAUUGAGCGUGGUAAAGCGUAUCUUGCUGCAGGCGCCACGACCGUCUUUGUCUGGGGCGGCUCGACCCGCGGCGGAACGAAGCGCGAAGAGGUCGAGGCUCUCGCAGCGGCAUUUGACGGCCGCUUAAACGUGUCGCUGAAGCUGGCGGAUGGUUUGACGAUUGCUGAGCUCAAAAAGAUUGGUGUUGCGAGAAUCAGCAUUGGGCCUGCGUUGCAGUUCAAGGCCAUGGCUGCGUACGGAGCGGCCGCGGACGAGCUGCUUAAGCAGGCGUAAAUAAAAAUGCUGGGAAAAUUGGGUGGAUAGAAUAAUGAUGUAAUGAGUACUGAAAAAGAGUAAAGAAAUAAAUACUUAAUAAUUUGCGUCUAUUUUUGUCCUCAUCUCAUGUCACGCUAGUAGAUUUACAUCUCUCUAGCCUGUGAGUGUCUACUCCGUAUCAUCUUAUUCUCCUCUCCGUCAGCUAAUUUUUAGACUUAGCGGCCUCUUUUUAGUGUAAAAGAGAAAACCACCAAUGAUGAUUACCACGUGAAGAAAAUCACCACCUCUUUUUUUUUUUAUGCAUGUCGACACACCUGCAUUGGCCCAAUCCUUGCACUGUCUCACCGCACACUGCCCUACCCUGUUGUUCUUAUGCUACUGUUGGUCCCUCACCCGCCAUUUGGUGGUGCCUGUGCCGUGUGCCUGCAGCAGCGCCUGGGCAAACGGGCAGCUCCCAUUCGUUGCAAGUGUUAAACAAUUAAUACAGCAGCACAGCGAGGGCAACGCCACAGUGAAGCUUUCGCUGGUUGCGCCCAAUUCAGCACGGCCCCUCCCCCGCACCAGAACACAGCUUCGAGUCUAGUCCAUUGCCUAAUUUUUUUCUUCAGCGCACCACUGUAGAUUUAGGCUUUGCAGCUGGCAAUCUGCAGUGCGGCGCAGGAUCGGAGGGGUCAGUCAAACCAUGCCAGGGGUUGAGAGCAAGGUAAA
Molecule: messenger RNA, 1625 nt
Organism: [Torrubiella] hemipterigena
Lineage: Eukaryota; Fungi; Ascomycota; Sordariomycetes; Hypocreales; Clavicipitaceae
Source: the annotation of a GenBank genome assembly